UUUAUGGGGUUUUUUUUAAUAGACUACCAGUCCUUACUCAAAACAAGCUCCAUAUACCUCCUACCUUUGCCAUGACAACUUCCGAUGAUUUCCGUGUGUGGGGCAAGGAGAUGGUGGACUACAUCUCGCGUUACCAGGACGGUAUCGAGGAGAGGCCUGCCCUUGCCCAGGUUGCUCCAGGAUACCUGCUCGACCAGAUACCUUCUGAUGCCCCCAAGAAGCCAGAUGAAUGGAAAGAUGUGUUAGCUGACGUGGAGAGGCUCAUUAUGCCAGGGGUAACCCACUGGAAUAAUCCAAAUUUCCACGCCUACUUCCCGACCGCAAACUCAUUUGCCGCGAUAUUAGGGGACAUGGUUUCAGAUGCAAUAGCAUGUGUUGGAUUUUCGUGGAUUGCUAGUCCAGCGUGUACAGAACUUGAGAUGAUGAUGAUGAAUUGGUUAGGGAGGAUGCUGAAGCUUCCUGCAUCGUUCUUAUUCAAUGAAGACAGCCAAGGAGGAGGCGUUAUACAGGGUACAGCGAGCGAGGCAACUCUUGUAGCUUUGCUAGCAGCCAAGAUGAAAACAAUUCGACAGAAGAUAGAAGAAGAUCCUAGUCUGGAUCAGUAUGACGUCAUGUCAAAACUUGUCGUAUACACUUCAGAUCAGAGUCAUUCAUCUGUAGAACGAGCAGCUUUGAUCGCUAGUCUUCGUAUCAGACAGUUAGCGACCGAUGACAAACAUUCCCUGAGAGGAGAUGUACUCAAGAAAGCAAUAGAGGAAGACAAGGCCAAAGGAAGAAUCCCUGUUUAUCUCUGUGCCACACUCGGAACAACCACAUCUUGUGCGUUCGAUAACCUGAAGGAGCUGGGACCAAUAUGUAAAGAAGAAGGUCUAUGGUUCCACAUUGAUGCUGCGUAUGCCGGGAGUGCAUUUAUAUGCCCUGAAUAUAGACAUCUAUUAGACGGUGUCGAACUCGCCGAUUCUUUCAACUUCAACCCUCACAAGUUUCUUCGUGUAACCUUCGACUGCUCGGCACUAUGGGUAAAAGAUAGGGCCGCGUUAGAGGGCGCCUUCCAUGUUAACCCAGCCUACCUCAAACACCAUCACCAAGACACUGUCAUAGAUUACAGGCAUUGGCAAAUUCCAUUGGGUCGCCGGUUCAGAUCUCUCAAGUUAUGGUUCGUCUUCAGACUAUUUGGGGUAGAGAAACUUCAAGAUUACAUCAGAAAGCAUGUGUCUCUUGCGAAGGAAUUCGAAGCGCUCGUGGUCAGUGACAACCGAUUUGAAAUCGUCGCGGAGGUCAUUCUGGGUCUCGUCUGCUUCAGAUUAAAGGGCUCGGACAACUUGAAUAAGAUCUUACUGGAUCGAAUCAAUGCAAACGGCAAGAUACACAUGGUCGGUUCAGUGCUGAAAGGUCGCUACAUCCUCAGAAUGGCUGUGUGUGCAACAGAGACCGAAUCAAGACACAUGAUUCAUGCAUGGGAUGUCAUCACAGAACUCACUACUAAACUCUUGGCUGAGGGGACUAAUGGAAAUGAUGAGAUUACGUCAACCAAAUGCGUGUCGUCGGCGCAGAAGACCAAUGGACACGCCCCAACUUCAGUAGAGUAACCUAUUUAGAUCAUAGAUCUCAGGGGAAAAAAUAAAUAGUCUUAAUCUAAUGUAUAUUUUUGAAUAUUUUGUUUAUCAUUUUUGUAUUCAUUCAACAAUCACAUUAUCCAGAAGCUUUAAAGUGCAUUCUACUUUACGGGAUGGCGAAAUAUAUUUCAUCUUCAAUGCCCAGAGGGGCCACUUACAUUGACGAGUGGAUACCAUGCGCGACCCC
Lytechinus variegatus (green sea urchin) is the source of this 1803-nucleotide messenger RNA. RefSeq names its product aromatic-L-amino-acid decarboxylase-like. Gene Ontology annotation, molecular function: pyridoxal phosphate binding; aromatic-L-amino-acid decarboxylase activity. The transcript is spliced from 11 exons. The coding region runs from base 72 to 1589 and encodes 505 amino acids. The record is from RefSeq and is a predicted model, not a curated record. NCBI's taxonomy places the organism in Eukaryota, Metazoa, Echinodermata, Echinoidea, Temnopleuroida, Toxopneustidae. Gene Ontology annotation, biological process: amino acid metabolic process; serotonin biosynthetic process; catecholamine metabolic process.